UCAACAAUGAGCGGAAGAGGCAAAACCGGCGGCAAAGCGAGAGCGAAGGCCAAGACUCGCUCCUCCAGAGCAGGGCUGCAGUUCCCCGUCGGUCGUGUUCACAGACUUCUCCGCAAAGGGAACUACGCCGAGCGCGUCGGUGCCGGAGCUCCCGUCUAUCUGGCGGCUGUGCUCGAGUAUCUGACCGCUGAGAUCCUGGAGUUGGCUGGAAACGCCGCGAGAGACAACAAGAAGACCCGCAUCAUUCCCCGUCACCUGCAGCUGGCGGUGCGCAAUGAUGAGGAGCUCAACAAACUCCUGGGUCGAGUGACCAUCGCUCAGGGCGGCGUGCUGCCCAACAUCCAGGCCGUGCUGCUGCCCAAGAAGAGCGAGAAACCCGCCAAAGCCAAGUAAACCGAGUCCGCUCUGCUUCUCCAAC
This is a messenger RNA of Carassius carassius (crucian carp), 418 nucleotides long. Its product is annotated as histone H2A-like. The coding region runs from base 7 to 393 and encodes 128 amino acids. Gene Ontology annotation, cellular component: nucleosome. NCBI's taxonomy places the organism in Eukaryota, Metazoa, Chordata, Actinopteri, Cypriniformes, Cyprinidae. The transcript has a single exon. Gene Ontology annotation, molecular function: protein heterodimerization activity; DNA binding; structural constituent of chromatin. The record is from RefSeq and is a predicted model, not a curated record.